AGAACGGUUUUCUAGUCUAUGCUAUCUGCUACACUAGGAAGAAGAAGAAAAAGCAGCAGCAGCAUCAGUGUUGAAUCUCGUUUUCCCAGCAGAAGAAGAAAGCAAGGGCACUCACAUCUUCUCAGCUGUGAGUGAGAAUUUGGAGAGUAGAAGAAGACGCAGCUGAUUGUGGAAAUGUCAGUGCAAGAUUACCUGGACAAGCACAUGCUUUCCCGAAAACUCGAAGAUGCCGUCAAUGCCGCCGUUAGGGCCAAAACCUCCGAUCCCGUUCUCUUCAUCUCGAAUCACAUGAGAAAAGCUGUGCAAUCGGUCAUAACGAAAAUCAAGGCGAGACAGAUCCUCGAUAGCAGAGGAAUUCCAACCGUCGAAGUCGACUUGCAUACUAACAAAGGCGUGUUCCGCGCUUCAGUUCCCAGCGGCAACUCCACCAGCAUGUAUGAAGCUGUUGAGUUACGCGACGGUGACAAAGGAGUGUAUCUCGGAAAUGGCGUGGCUAAAGCUGUUAAAAAUAUCAAUGACAAAAUAUCUGAGGCGUUGAUCGGUAUGGAUCCUACGCUUCAGUCGCAGAUUGAUCAGGCCAUGAUUGACCUCGACAAAACUGAGAAGAAGGGGGAACUUGGAGCCAAUGCUAUAUUAGCUGUGUCCAUUGCUGCUUGUAAAGCUGGUGCUGCAGAAAAGGAGGUUCCACUUUACAAGCACAUUGCUGACCUGUCUGGAAAAACCAGCCCAACACUUCCUGUUCCUGCCUUUACUGUCAUAAGUGGUGGAAAACAUGCUGGGAGUAACCUGGCCAUUCAGGAAAUCAUGAUUCUCCCAAUUGGAGCAAGCAAAUUUGAGGAAGCAUUGCGAAUGGGCACCGAAACCUAUCAUCACUUAAAGGCUGUCAUUACAGAAAAAUAUGGUGCACAUAACUGUAAUGUUGGUGAAGAUGGUGGCUUUGCUCCUAAUAUCUCCAGCUUUAGAGAAGCCCUGGAUCUUGUGAAGGAGGCCAUUAGCAGAACUGGUUAUAAUGAGAAAAUAAAGAUAGCUCUUGAUGUUGCUGCUACAAAUUUUUGCAUAGGUAAAAGAUAUGAUCUGGACUUCCAAUCUCCUCAAAAGUCUGGACAGAAUUUUAAGUCAGCAGAGGAUAUGAUAGAGUUGUUCAAGGAACUAUGCUCUGAAUACCCUAUUGUGUCAAUAGAAGAUCCAUUUGACAGGGAAGAUUGGGAACAUAUCAAGCAUAUCUCAAGUCUUGGGAUUUGUCAGGUAGUUGGGGAUGAUCUCUUGAUGUCAAAUGCAAAACGCAUUGAGAGAGCAAUAACUGAGUCUGCUUGUAAUGCCCUUCUUCUUAAGGUCAACCAAGUGGGAACUGUUACAGAAGUCAUUGAAGUGGUGAAGCUGGCAAAGGAAGCACAUUGGGGGGUGGUAACAUCUCAUAGAUGUGGAGAAACUAUAGACUCUUUCAUUGCUGAUUUAUCUGUUGGCCUUGCUUCUGGUGUAAUUAAAGCAGGUGCUCCUUGCAGAGGAGAACGGCUAGAAAAGUACAACCAGUUACUUCGGAUUGAGGAGGAGCUCGGAGAUCAAGCAGUUUAUGCCAGUGAAGAUUGGAGGCAAUAAGAAUGAAAAUUUUCUUCAUAUCGGUCUUUAAGAUAUGCUUUUCUUCUUGAAGUUUGAUACGUGUGGUUGAAGUUCAUCACUGUACCAUAUUCAUCAACUGCUGAUGUUCUAUUGCCAUUACUUCAACUUUGAUCGUUUUGUGCUAUUGGGCUUUGGAGAAUGUUUCAACGAGUAUUCAACAAUCUGUACAAGAUAGUGCGGCCUGUUUAUUUAUCUAUUGUUAUAGGGGAUAAAAACUUGCACUAAUUUAAUGCUGAAGUUAAAAUUGUUCUGGGCAAGUGAUAUUGAUUAUAGUCAUCCAAUUCUUCGCAUUGCUUAUGUUCCAGCGCACCUCCUUUUACAGACCUGAUAUAUCAUUAGAUAGAUUUUAUCAUUUUUACCUUCUUUUUUGUACUUAAUACUUUCUUGUGCCUUUAUAAUUUAAAUUGAUAUGUGAUGAGCAAUGGAGAAAGGGAGGCUGUUUGGUUUCCUCGCAUUAAUGUUUUUCAUA
This is a messenger RNA of Glycine soja, 2086 nucleotides long. RefSeq names its product cytosolic enolase 3-like. The transcript is spliced from 13 exons. Gene Ontology annotation, molecular function: phosphopyruvate hydratase activity; magnesium ion binding. Gene Ontology annotation, biological process: glycolytic process. The record is from RefSeq and is a predicted model, not a curated record. Gene Ontology annotation, cellular component: phosphopyruvate hydratase complex. NCBI's taxonomy places the organism in Eukaryota, Viridiplantae, Streptophyta, Magnoliopsida, Fabales, Fabaceae. The coding region runs from base 175 to 1596 and encodes 473 amino acids.